Messenger RNA from Amoebophrya sp. A25, 1561 nucleotides. The record is from the annotation of a GenBank genome assembly. Lineage: Eukaryota; Dinophyceae; Syndiniales; Amoebophryaceae.
GUCAUCUACUCGAGCUUUUGACGUUUUUUUAUGUGGUUGUAAACCUCAAAUCAUAAUCAAUCUCAAAAAAGGAGCAUGUCUGCUAUUGCCCCGAAGAGGGCAUAUCUUUCUCUUUCCGAGUUCAAACGCGCUGUGCGGGGGCUCGGGUUCACGCGAGCAAGCGAGUUGAGGACGUGGCUGACUUCCUCUCAGAGGCCGGCUUGCAUGCCGAAGUACCCGCAAUACUCGUACAGGAAUGACGGUUGGAUUUCUUACCUAGACUCGAUAGGUCACGAACCGCGCAGUCGCCGAACGAAGCUUAGCCCGGAAGCACUUUGUAGCGCACUGAGAGAGGCCCGUGAACAGGACUUGUGGGACAAGAGGUCGGCUAAGGUCAAGCUAGCUGAGGUCGCCAUUGCGUGGGCAGAGCGACUACUUGGAGAGCUUGGUUAUGAGACGCAAAGACUGCCACCGCGUCUCCAGGGGAGCUUACUGUUGAGGCGAAAGACGCAGCAAAGCGGGUGCAACGAACGGCAACCGGGAGAAGAGGAAGAUCCGGAACGGGGAUGGCGAGCACUGCAAGUGCGCUGUAGCACCUAUUCUUCGGUGAACGCGCGAACGGUUGGGCUAUCGCAGAACCAAGUGUGUAACAACGUUGGCAUUCUAGUCGUAAAUCACGUUGCGAAAGAGGCUCGUGUGCUUCACCUGGACUCUGUGAAGCUGCGGAAAGCGACGUCAGUGGCGCGUGUUCGGUACUGCUUCACGAUACGAUCGCUCAGGAGUAUCAGUACCGAGGAGGGCCGCAUGGGAUUUCUCGAAGAGUUGCAAGGCGUUUUAGCGCGCGUCGAGCCCUUGUCGAGAAGUUCGUGGUUGGAACAGUUACCUGGGAGCCCGGCAGCUAUGCAGUGGCAAAAGUUGUACACUCAACUUAUGGAAAGGGUCGUUCUGCCAUCCGGUUUUCAAGAUUUACGAUGUUUGAGUUUUGUCAGCACGUACGAUUUUCUCAUCGCAGGACGCAAAUGCAUAAUGCACUCUGGGACGAUCUCGCCGAAGGAUGGAAAUAACUCACGGAUCGGGUUCAAACGAACUCGCAAACUCAAUGGACAGGCGACACUUCUUCGCCUAGGCCAUGUGGAGGAGCUAGAUUUCUUGUUUGCUGCUUUGUACGAUGAGCAAAUAACUCUGGUCGGACUGUUCGUUUUUCCGAAAUGCUAUCUUGUCAAGUGGGGCAUAUGUGCCCAGGACUUCUCUGGUGGGCAAACUAGUAUGACCUUAUAUCCGUCCGGAUGGAUCCCGAGUAUGCAUCGACAGGCGAAGCGGGAGCAAGCACGGGAGCAAAAGCAGUUUUACAUCGACUUGAGCAUGUUAGGCAAUGACGAAAAUGCAAAUCCCCCUUCUACUGUGCUCGAAAAGUUUCGAAGUCUGAUACUUGCAGAUUACAACGAUAAGACCGACAAAACCACAGAUGUUGAGGUAGGUAAUGACGAAAGCGAAAGCGAAGGUUUGACCGGAACAAAGGGUAAUGAGUCACUGAGCUAGCAAGAACAAUAAUGUAUCGCUCUCGAAAAUGAGUCGAUGGGAC